UCGUAAGUUGCAGCGAGCCGAACGUCAUAAUAUUACAAUGAGAAACGAGGCAUAUCGUGCGAAGUAAUAAUCACGUACUAAAGUUGCAACUCGACGAAAUGCUUUCUUAGCAAUGACACUGCCAACGAACCAUUUUAAGCGGCAUUAUAAAUUCCGUUGAGAUAUCUGUAAGAACCGACACGGAACACAAUAAUGAGUUCUUUUGUCGAAUUUAUUACAGAAUAUUCUUAACACUGACAGAAGAACGAAGAAAUAAUUCAUACAUUCUUCGUCGAAUAGAGUUUCUUAGCAUAAGAAAAUACAUCUAUGAAACCUUUAUGGCCUAAUGCAUUAUACACUGAAAGAAUACUUAUAGCCUUUUAAUAUUUUAUAUUAAAACAAAGAGAAAGAAAAUGAGCAGAAUAGAAAGCAACUCUGAUAAUGGAAGUGGUUGGCAUGAAUGUGCCAAAUGGUUAACAAGAUGUGGAGCUUUAAGGGCAGAUCAUAAAGCAAAUUGGCCACAGGCAACUGCAGUUGACUUAGCAUACACAUUAAGAGAUGGUGUAUUGCUAUGUAAUCUUCUAAAUACAGUAGAUCCUGGUUGUAUAGAUAUGAAGGAUGUCAAUCAAAAACCACAAAUGGCACAAUUUUUAUGUUUAAGAAACAUCAAAGUAUUUUUAUCAGCAUGUUCAACUACUUUUGGCUUAUCUGAUUCUGAUCUUUUUGAACCUUCCAUGCUGUUUGAUCUGUCAAAUUUUCAUCGUGUAUUAUGUACUCUAUCUGCUUUGUCCAAUUGUAUUCGUUUAAGACGCAAAGGUAUUCUUGGUUUCUCUGUAGGCCAUGGUAGAUCACAAAAAGAUAUUUAUAAGGAUUUACAAAGUGCUGGUGCAGGCCGUGAGGAUGAAGGUCGUCGCAGAAGAUUUAGAAGGCGUGAGGGCGAUGAAGCAGGUGGAGGAGGGGACAAUGAAGAAGAAGAAGAUGGAUAUGGAGCAUACUGCAGCCAUGCUCAAAGUGAAGAAAUCUACCAGGACCUUUGUAGUCUACACUUGCCACCUCCUCCAUCUGUUGCACAGGAUGGUGCAAUCUCUGGAGGUGAAAAAAGGGAUUAUGUAAUACAAGAACUCGUCGAAACGGAACGAAAUUAUUCAGAGGUCCUUAACAGUUUACUUAGACAUUUUGCCAGACCCCUUUCUUCGUUACUGCGACAUGAAGACUGUGCGCGCAUUUUUUUUGGCAUAAAGGAACUCGCAGAAAUUCAUGCCGGUUUUCAUAGUCAGCUUCGAAAAGCAAGGACUGGUGCUGCUUUAGCACAAGUUUUCCUCGAUUGGCGAGAAAAGUUCCUUAUUUACGGCGAUUAUUGUGCAAAUCUAACUCUUGCUCAGAAUACGUUGCAAGAAGCGUGUGCACGUAAUGAAUUAGUUAAUCAAGAAGUUAUUCGGUGUCAACAAGAGGCAAAUAACGGAAAAUUUAAAUUGCGCGACAUACUGUCUGUUCCAAUGCAAAGAGUAUUAAAGUACCACUUAUUACUAGAUAAACUAGUAGAAGAAACUCCAUGCGACUGGUUGGAAGAUAGACGACAGCUUGGAAAAGCUAGAGAAGUAAUGGUCGAUAUCGCACAAUAUAUCAACGAAGUGAAACGUGAUUCGGACACGUUAGACAUUAUAAGAGAUAUCCAAGCAUCGAUCAUUGAUUGGGACGUUCCAGAAGAUGCACAGUUGAAAGAUUUUGGACGACUACUUCGGGAUGGAGAGCUUAAGGUAAAAGCUCACGGUGAUCAACGAAUGAAAGCUCGUUACGCAUUUGUUUUCGAACAAGUAGUAUUAAUUUGUAAAGGUAGAGGAGAGCAGUAUUGCUAUCGCGAAACAUUACGCCUAGAUGAUUAUCGUGUAGAAGAUCCUACAUCAAGACGAACACUCGGUAGAGAAAUUCGAUGGACCUAUCAAUGGUUACUUGUCCAUAAACAAGAAUAUACAGCAUAUACUUUGUACGCAAGAACGGAAGAACAAAAGCAAAUGUGGAUCAAAGCAUUACAAGAUGCAAUGGAUAAUGUUAAUCCUGCUGCGUGUCGCAACACAAAUCAUAAGUUCAAACUUACAACAUUUGACACUCCACGUAGUUGUCAGCAAUGUCGUAAAUUUUUAAAAGGUCGAAUUUUUCAGGGAUAUCGAUGUGAAGUUUGUCGCCACGCUGUGCACAAACAGUGCAUUGCACAUUCGGGUCGGUGUACGCCGGCACCACCGCCACCACCACCUCCGCCCCCUUUACCAUGCGAACGUGCUCUCUCGGUAAAAUUGUGGUUUGUGGGGGAAAUGGGACGUGACACGGCAUCAAACAAAUUAGAACCUCGGGAAGAUGGUACAUAUAUGUUGCGAGUACGGCCUGCAGGGCAAUCACGUUUAAAACACGAAACCAAUUACGCUCUUAGUAUCAAGGCAGACGGAGCGGUAAAACACAUAAGAGUAUUUAAACGUGACGCAGAUGGCGCUGAUGUAUAUUAUCUCAGUGAAUCUCGAUUUUUUAAAAGUGUAGUUGAACUUGUUGAAUAUUAUGAACGGGCAUCGUUGUCGGAGAAUUUUGAAAAAUUAGAUCAACGCUUGUUAUGGCCGUAUAGACGUGUAUUAGCUAAAGCAUUGUUUGAUUUUCGUGGAGAAGAACGAAAUCAGUUAAGCCUACGACGAGGUUGUAGAGUUGUAGUAUUGAGCAAAGAAGGUGAUGCCAAAGGAUGGUGGAAAGGAAAAAUAGGAGAUCAAGUAGGAUUUUUUCCAAAGGAAUACGUUGAGGAAGAAUAACCGUAAAUUAUAUUAAACUUAGAUACUUCUUCGAUGUGAUAGCACGACGAUCAAGAAUAUUUUGCAUAUUAAUCACGGUGUCAUCGUGCAAUGAUCAUAUUUUACUA
Habropoda laboriosa is the source of this 2875-nucleotide messenger RNA. RefSeq names its product protein vav (gene Vav). Gene Ontology annotation, molecular function: protein binding; guanyl-nucleotide exchange factor activity. The coding region runs from base 393 to 2768 and encodes 791 amino acids. The record is from RefSeq and is a predicted model, not a curated record. Gene Ontology annotation, biological process: regulation of GTPase activity; cell migration. Gene Ontology annotation, cellular component: cytoplasm. The transcript is spliced from 9 exons. NCBI's taxonomy places the organism in Eukaryota, Metazoa, Arthropoda, Insecta, Hymenoptera, Apidae.